This is a messenger RNA of Didymodactylos carnosus, 1074 nucleotides long. The record is from the annotation of a GenBank genome assembly. Lineage: Eukaryota; Metazoa; Rotifera; Eurotatoria; Philodinida; Philodinidae.
AUGUCGUCGAAUAAUAGAACCAGUUCAUCAACAGAUACAACAAGUCAUACAUCGACAAGCAAAGAUGAAUCAACACAUGGAGUGGGUGUUAUGAACACCGUCUCAGGUGCAGCUAGCACAGUCGUUGGAGCUGCUGGAUCGGCGGCAAGUACAGUUGCUGGUGCAGCGGGUUCUGCAGCACAUUAUGUUGGUGGUAAAUUAGGAGAAGCCAUUCACAAUAUCACUGGAAUCGGAAGUGGCUCAAACGAUGUUACUAACAGUGAAGAUGCCAAUAGUGAUGCGCGAGUAGGACGUGGAGAUGUGUCAUCAAACCAAGGCACAUCAACCAGCUAUGGAAAUGUUAUUGUUCGGUCGGUUGUGGCUCACGAAGCAGAUUCAAAAGUUAGUAUUGAAAAUACACAAAAAAUGGCUAAUCUCAUGAAACAAUUAGGUUCGACACAUACGCAGAUCGAUACUUAUACAAAAGAUCGAACAGAACAAAUAACAGCUGAAGCACAAGAAGAAGUCAGCAAAAUUCUAACUGAAACUGAACAACAACAAAAAACUUUAAUUGCAGCCGCUCAAAAUGAAUCCGAUGAGAUUGAUAAAGACUAUCAAGCAAAAUUACAAGUUUUUGUUAGUCAGUUAGAUCAAGAUAAAGCGCGACGUUUAGCUAGUUUAGAACAAAAACUAAAUGUACAACAAGAACAAAUUUUAGUCAAUGCACGACUACGUAUUGAUGCAACAAAUAAAGAUGCGACAAAACAAAAAAUGAAUGUUCUAAAUGAAGCAACAUUACAAGCAAAUCGAAAGAUGGCUGAAGUAUCAGAUCAAAUAACAAAUGUUGGAGCUGAAGAUUCACAACACCGUUUAGCUUCAUCAACAACAACUAUAAUUAAAACAAACGCACAAGCACAACAGCAAACACACGUUGGAGGUAAUACUGGUGUAACAACAGCAACUGAUCAUGCUGCAACAACAUCCGGUAGCACAAGUGCCACAACUCGCACAGAAAACAGUGGUACAACUCAUUCAACAACUGGUGGCAGUAGCCAACAUUCAUCAUCGAGCAGUAGUACCGCACACAAUCAUUAG